Molecule: messenger RNA, 726 nt
Organism: Danaus chrysippus (African queen)
Lineage: Eukaryota; Metazoa; Arthropoda; Insecta; Lepidoptera; Nymphalidae
Source: the annotation of a GenBank genome assembly
AUGGACGAUUCAAAGAAAAAUACACAAAACUUCAGUGUUGAGGAUUAUAAAAAUAAGGGCAAUGAAUGUGUUAAAGAUGGAAAAUUUAUUGAAGCUGUAUUACAUUAUACCCAUGCAAUUAAAAUGGACCCUCAAAAUUAUGUUUUAUACAGCAACAGGUCUUUUGCAUUCCUGAAAUUAGGUCAACAUUAUUUAUCAUUACAAGAUGCAAAUGAAACGGUCAGGCUUCAGCCCCAAUGGGCAAAGGGAUAUUUUCGUCGUGGAGAGGUUGAAGCUGCUAGUGAACUAUAUGAUGAAGCAAUAAUAUCAUACACCAGGGCUCUACGACUUGAACCUCAUAAUACAAAAUUGAUGGAAUCUAUAAAAAAUAUUACUAAAAUUCAACAAAAUAAAAUUAAAAGUUCACAUAAUGUUAUAUGGUUGAGCACUUGUGUGGGUUUCAUUAUUGGUAUAAUUGUUGUUAUAUUGGAUUAUACCUUGACUGAAAAACCAACAUUAUCACAUCCAUUUAGCAUGGUGGCGUUUUCAAUGGCUUUGGCAGGAGUGGGUUGGGUUCUUGGGAAGACUGCGACUAUGAUGUCUGCUCUAGGAGCCGGGAAAUCCAUACAACCACCACCAGAUCUAGCUUCUCAUUCUUGUGAGGAACAUGAACAAACAGUACCGGAAAAGAAAAAUAAAUAUAGCAAAGCUCAAGCUAGACAAAGAUACAAGCAAGGAAAACUUUAG